CUAUGUGGGCAAGCUGUUGUAAUUGGCUUUGUCUGGAUGGCUCACCCGAAGAGAUGCAGCCGCCACCGCAGCAGGGAGCCAGAGCCCAAGCCUAUUCCAACCCCGGGUACAGCUCCUACCCGUCUCCCACCGCUUCUGAGCAGAGCUGCAAAGCCUGCGGGGUGCACUUCGACAGCUCCGCCAGGAAGCACAUCUGCUUGGACUGUAAGAAGAAUUUUUGUACGUCCUGCUCAAACCAGCCUGAGGGUGGUCCCCUCCUCUGCCAUCUAUGCCAGCGCUUCCGAGCCACAGCUUUUCAGCGGGAAGAGUUGAUAAAGAUGAAGGUGAAGGAUCUGCGAGACUAUUUGGCACUCCGUGAGAUUUCCACAGAGUUGUGUCGUGAAAAGGAGGACCUGGUAUUUCUGAUUCUUGGCCAGCAGCCUGUAAUUACCCAGGAAGAUCAGAUAAGAACAAAUUCAUUUAAUACUAGUGCCUCUGGACAGCAAGACUUUGUGAUUCUCCCACCAACCAGCAUAGCAUCUUCUACCUCACAUGACGUGUCUCCUGUGUCUGCAGAUCCCAUCUCAAGUUCACUAGCUCAGGAACAUCAACAGGCAAAUGGUUAUGUGCCUCCAAGCCAAGUCGGUAUGACAGGAGUUGAGAAUGCAGCAGAAGCACCAACAGAGGAGGAGACACAGUCUACUGACUCAGAAGAUAACCUGGUGCAGGGGAGGAAGGCUUCUCUCUCGGAUCUAACGAGCAUCGGAGACAUCAAUGCACUCUCCGUGCGACAGCUGAAGGAAAUUCUUGCUCGCAACUUUGUCAACUACAAAGGCUGCUGUGAAAAGUGGGAGCUGCUAGAGAGGGUGACUCGUCUUUAUAAAGAGAAGGACCUUCAACAUCUAGUUUCUGACACUGACGAUCAAACUGGUGGUGCUGGGCUGCCUGGCCCAGAGGACAACCUCUGCAAAAUCUGCAUGGACGCGCCUAUUGACUGUGUCCUGCUGGAGUGCGGCCACAUGGUCACUUGCACCAAGUGCGGGAAGCGGAUGAGCGAAUGUCCCAUAUGCAGGCAGUACGUGAUAAGGGCUGUCCAUGUUUUUAAGUCCUAAGUGUGCGUAAGGAAGACUGGCGAUGCCUUAAAGCCUCAUCUGCUGUUAGAGAAAUGGUCAAAACCGCUACAAAUAGUUAGGUCAGAGCUUAGCGUAUGGACCCCGCUGGAAGGUGGAAGUGAGGAAGGACGAAGCCUGGGGAAAACUGCUCUUACUCAAGCCAUGCCUGGCUGUGCUCUUCCCACUAUAGUGCUUUACACCACAGUGCCUGGACUCCUUGGAGCUUAGUGCCAGCAGCAGACACAGAAAUCAUUAACAACCGACAUUUCUAGAAUAACUUGGUCCGCUAGCGUUGGGGAUGGAUG
This is a messenger RNA of Nipponia nippon (crested ibis), 1396 nucleotides long. The record is from RefSeq and is a predicted model, not a curated record. Lineage: Eukaryota; Metazoa; Chordata; Aves; Pelecaniformes; Threskiornithidae.